Messenger RNA from Cryptotermes secundus, 2024 nucleotides. RefSeq lists its product as uncharacterized. NCBI's taxonomy places the organism in Eukaryota, Metazoa, Arthropoda, Insecta, Blattodea, Kalotermitidae. The record is from RefSeq and is a predicted model, not a curated record. The transcript is spliced from 5 exons. The coding region runs from base 120 to 833 and encodes 237 amino acids.
GCCAGUGCUGUCAAGAGGUCGCAGAAUCCUCGUUAUAAAAUAAUUCAUUUCCUACCCCAACAUGAGAAGUAGCCGAUAAUAUUCACUUCUAAGGACCGAAGAUCGCCAACACAAGAACCAUGGUCACCUUCACGCAAGUUUAUCUCUUAAUCACGCUCAUCUUACUAGUGGGAACCGCUCCACCGGCAGUAGGUGAUGAUGAUAUCUGCGACAAAGACCGGAAGUACUUGGAUUCAUGCUUACAGAAACUUCCUUCACUUCUGUCACGAGAUAGCACAACGGGGAUUCCCAGUUCUAAGAAGUCUGUGGAACAAGCAUGCAAUGCUUUCAAGACUGGGAUGCAAUGCUUCGACCUGUACGCAGCCACGUGUCUGAAUGGUGAUGAACGGAAAGUCAUGAACAGAAAUGUGGCAGGAGCCAGGCACGCAUUCAGCUACCUGUGUGACGACCCUUCUUUCCAGACAGAGUACCUCCAAUACAACUCGUGCUACAGAAAAGUUUCCAGGGACUGGGACUUUUGUGCCAACAGAUUUCUGGAGAGAGUAAACAACUCGCAUACGAGAGCCUUCGAUAUAUGCUGCGCCAAUCACGCGUUUCUAGACUGUGUGUAUGACGUGGGAAUGAAGAAGUGCCACCACAAGGCUGCAGACUUUCUACGUAAAAUUGCCGGCAUCUUAGCUAACGUGAGAGUACACGAUGCAGCUUGCAGAUCCAAAGGAGAGACUCCAGACAGGUGUUCUGCUGCGGACUGGCGCCCUGCACUUCUUGUUGUAGUGAGCUGCUUCAUCGUUCUUUUGACUACAAAUGUUUCUAGCAGCUCUUCAAUCGAUUGAGUGAUUGAUGUGUCUUAAGACUGGAAUUGAAAGACUUCAUUUCCAGAACUAAAGAAAAAUACUGUCUUCUACAUAUUGUAUUACAAAUAUAGUUUGUACCAUCGUUUUAUUUGAUAUAUUGCCGUCGUACGCCAAAGGCUGGCCAAUGUUAAGGGAUCGUAAACGCACAGAAACACUGCAAAGAAAAGUAUGAAUGUCAUUCGUUGUGAAAUUUCACAGAGUAAUGCCAAUACAUAAUCGUGUAUCGAUAAAUCUUUAUUAUGAAAAGUUUUUAUAAAAGUAGCACUGGCCCUCGCAUAACUACGUAUGAAAUAUAGGUUUACAUAAUAUCCAUGAACAUUGGUAUUAGGAUGCAUAUAGUUAAUUUAUUAACCCUAUGGGCUGGUUCGUGUUUCAGAUGGUUAAUGUUUGCAUAAAUAGACAAGAAAUUCUCUGUUUCCAAUAAAAUCCGAAAGUACUCCAGACUGUUUUCUAAAGCCUGCACUGGUCCCUGUCCUGAACCAUGAAUAUUUAUUUUACUAUUGCCCUCUCAUUUGUCCCUAGGUCUUCCAUGUGGUGUUUUCGUUCCGGUUUAUGAGGCUCAAAUUCUGUAGCACAUCUAACCUGCCUCAUGUGUCCUACAAAUCCUAUUGAUCACAUCCUCAUACUUACUGUUCUGUAUGACUUUUAUAAAGCAAAAUGACAAAAUUUAUCUUUGUAUAACUGCUCCUUAACUUGAAUAAGAAAAGAAAUAUUAUAAAAAUUGUACCUCAAAAUGUUGUCGUUUACAUCAUUUCGUAAAACACAAAUUUCCUUGAACACCUUAAGGCCGAUAUAAAUUAGUUUUUGAUAACUGAAGAGUACAAAUAUUUACGUACAUGCAAGAAGAAAGGGAUAGUCAGCUAAUAUCGCGGCGUUUGCCUGGAGAGACUGAGAACACCAUGCACAUUUUCAGGACAACGGCUCUAUCGAUCGAAACUGAAUUGUAGACACCCAGAAUAUGAAGCACAAGUACUAAGCACCCAAGAAAGGAAUUUGGUGAUAGUUCAGGGAUAUUUCACCCAGAAUUACAGAGGAUAAUUAAUUAAACUUUUCGUCAAAACCACGUCCGUUAAGUAUUACAUGUGACAUAAAUGUAUGCAGACAUAGAGAGCUUAAUGCUAUUUUGCACAAAUUUCACAUAUAAAGGUAUGAUGGGGAGGUCAUUUCUAC